Messenger RNA from Vanessa tameamea, 2537 nucleotides. RefSeq names its product tRNA endonuclease ANKZF1-like. Gene Ontology annotation, molecular function: protein binding. Bases 141 to 2180 code for a protein of 679 amino acids. The transcript has 11 exons. Lineage: Eukaryota; Metazoa; Arthropoda; Insecta; Lepidoptera; Nymphalidae. The record is from RefSeq and is a predicted model, not a curated record.
UGAGUGUUAGGGUUAUAUUUUGUCAAAAAUUAUUCAAUAAUUAUCUACAUUGCACAACAUUUUUAAAUUCAGUAAUUACGUGACGUAACGCGGACCGUAAUAAAUUUUAUAUAAACGUAUAGUUGAAUAAGUAUGUAAUAAUGACUACAAAAACUGAUAAUUUAGUAAAACCUAAAACUGUUCGAAUUUUUGAAUCGGAUAAUUUUGAGAAAUUGCUCAAUGGAUUGCAAGUUGCGGCAUGCAUGCUGACUGAAUCACAUCAAGUUGUGGAUGAGGCGAGUGUGCUCAAGCGUCUCAGAGCCUUAACCAUCAAUGGACCAUCCGAUGGUAACAGCUGUUCCUGCUGUGGAGUUGGUCCUUUUGAAUCUCGCAUACAGCAGACUGCGCAUUAUAAGCAACAUUGGCAUACACAUAACUUAAAGAGAAAAUUGUUUGGAAAAGCACCAUUGAGCUUAGGACAAUUUAAUUCAAAACAAGAUGACUCAAGUGUAUCUGGCAGUGAUUCCGAAACUGAGUGGAGUGGGUCCAAUCCCGCAAGUGAUCUCUUUGCAGCGGCUACAAGACACUGCAAAGCUUUCUUUACCAAUCAAAAGAAACAAGUUUUUUGUAUAUACAGAUGCAUACUGCAUCAUAAGAAGGAGGAGCUUUCAACUGAUGGUGAAGGAGUUGCUUGGGUAGAACGAUGUCAACGAUUUACUAUACCUGGUUACCAACGAUGGGCUAUUCUAAUGGUAUCCGGUGGACAUUUUGCGGGUGCAAUAUUUUCCGGUGGUAUUGCUGUUCUCCACAAAACUAUGCAUUCUUACGUGACUCGUAGAGGCCAGGGUCAGGCACAGAUAUCAAGGGACCAGCAUAGCAAUGCACCUCGGUCUGCUGGUGCUAGUCUGAGGCGAUACAACCAAGCACAAUUUUUAGAGCAUGUUCAAGAAAUUAUAUCUGGAUGGACAGAAGAUUUGAAAGGGUGUUCUCUUAUUCUAUACCGAGCUGUUGGACCUACAAAUCAAGCUGCUCUCUUUGGGAAGAAUUCUCCUUUGAAUAGAGAUGAUUUAAGAGUAAGGGUCCUGCCAUUCCCUACACGGAAACCCACUUAUAAGGAAGUGAAGAGGGUACACGAAACAGUUGCGAGUAUUGAGGUUUAUGAUACAAUGGAGUUAUUCCAAAAAGCACUAAUUGCGUCUACAAGUAAGACAACCACAAAAUCCAGCUCGGACACAACUGUUGACCGCAGUAAGAAGACUCCAAGCAAACCAAUUGACAGAGCUAAGUCUAGAGAACGCACGCCACGCGAGCUGCCAACACAAUUACUAUCGAGCGAAGAUGAAGGUCCAUGUUUCAUAGAUCAAGAAACUCCUGUAGGCUGGAUAAAAACUCUUUCAGAGCAAUGUACCAAUGGCGUCAUUAGCAAUUCGAGAAAAGAUCUUCUACACAAUUCGGGACAAAGUAAUUCGUCUGAUAGCGAAGAGGAGAAUGUAGGUGGAGCAGCAAAGGUGAAAGAUCUCGUAAGGAAGAAGAAGAAAAAGAAACCGGAUGAUAGCAAGCCGCUUAAAAACGUCUCGUCCAAAGUAUCUGCGAAUGUUAGAAAGAUGUGGCAAAUGAUAUCAGAUAAAGAACUCAACUCAUUAGAGACUAUCCUAGAAUGUUUCGAAGAGAAUGAAUUGGAAGCCGCUUGUAACAUACAAGAUCCUGCAGACGGAAACACCGCGCUGCAUAAAGCCGCCAUUGCUGCUAAGCCGGAUAUGGUUACUAAGUUACUGGAAGCGGGCAGCGACCCGUGCGUGCGCAACGCGCAGCUGCAGACGCCGUACGCCGCCACCACGCACGCACACACGCGCGUCGCCUUCCGGCUGUUCCAGGCCACCUUCCCGGACAAGUACAACUAUAACAAGUCACAAAUACCAGGUCCCGUGACACCCGAACAGUUGGAGCAAGAAAGAGAGAAGAAAGCUCAACAGAAGAGAGCGAAACGUCAGCGAGAGAAGGAGAAGCAGGCCGAGAAAAGCAAGAUGAAUAAAUUUUUGCAGAUGAAUGACUCUGAAAAGAUGAAAGCCGAAGUCAUGAAAUGUUUCCUGUGCGCCGCGAAUUUACCAAAGGCUCCAUUUGAAUACAAUAAUUAUAAAUUUUGUUCGAUAAAAUGUCUACAAAAUCAUCGAAAUCUCCGGCCAUUACAUAAGAGUGCGUGAAAUACUAAAUCAAGUCUUUGUUCGUCGGAUCAUCAGAGCUCGGUUGCAUUAAAUUCAGGGAUAGAUUAAAACUUGAAACAGUUGUAUGACUCAUUGUUAAGCAAAAAAUAGUUAAAAUAAUUCCAUUUUUAAAUUUAAGUCUGUGAACCCUUUUCUAGCAGCCUGAAAAUUUCCCACUGCUGGGCUAAGGCCUCCUCUCCCUUUGAGGAGAAGGUUUGAAGCAUAUUCCACCACGCUGCUCCAAUGCGGGUCGGUGGAAUACACAUGUGGCAGAAUUUUGUUGAAAUUAGACACAUGCAGGUUUCCUCACGAUGUUUUCCUUCACCGCCGAGCACGAAAUGAAUUAUAAACGCAAAU